Molecule: messenger RNA, 1148 nt
Organism: Zophobas morio
Lineage: Eukaryota; Metazoa; Arthropoda; Insecta; Coleoptera; Tenebrionidae
Gene: spag4
Product: SUN domain-containing protein 3
Exons: 9
Coding region: 4-1023 (339 amino acids)
Cellular component (GO): nuclear envelope; meiotic nuclear membrane microtubule tethering complex
Molecular function (GO): protein-membrane adaptor activity
Source: RefSeq, a predicted model, not a curated record
GUAAUGAGUUACACAUCAAUCACGAAAACCAGUGAAGUGUCAGAUUCAGAUAGCGAAGAAUGUUAUCCAACCCGAGGACACCGCUAUAAUACUCGCUAUUCGUCUAAAAAUUCCAAUGCUGAAAAAUCAGUUUCCAACAAAACAUCCAACAAACGAAAUAAAGCACAAAAUUUAAAUUACAAUAAAUCAAACAGACUAGAAAAUCCACCUAUAUUGGACGAAGACGAACCUGCGAUGGACUAUUGCUUCGAUCCUUGCCCUGAACCACCCAGAAGAAAAAAAAGAAGUUCAUGGUGCUCAUACUUUUUAACAAGUUUUUAUCUUCUGCUGAUCGGAGGAAUGUUUUUUGUUAUCUACUCUCAGUAUGUAAUGGACAGCGAAAUAAAAAAACUCAAGGGAGAAGUAGACAAAAUAACAGGCGUCCACAAAAAAGAAGACCCUCAUGCCAAGUUAUCGAAAGAGCUGGAUAAAAAGUGCAGCGAUACAUUAAAACUUUUGUUGAAAGAUCCUGUGGGUAGGCCGGACUUUGCUUUAGAAUCUAGCGGUGGACGAGUAAUCAGUGUCGAUACUGUUCCCUUCUCAAACCCGAAGACAUUUCUGGGAUUCAGUAUUUGCGAAGGUGAUCACGGCCCAUCGUCCAUGAUACAAGCGACAACAUCUCCUGGUGAAUGUUGGGCAUUUAAAGGAAGUAAUGGCAAGGCUGUCAUAGAACUAAUCGAUAAUUUACUGAUCGACUCAGUCACUUUAGAACACAUUCCUCAAACUAUUUCCCCAAGUGGCAAAAUUGAUACUGCACCGAAGGAUUUUAAAAUAUGGGGUUUGGAUCAACCUAAUGGAAACAAACGAUUACUAGGGCAAUUCAAGUAUGAAAGCGACGCUAGUACAGUACAAACUUUUCAUAUAAACAAUGACUCUGCCUAUUACAAGUACGUUGAGUUUGAAGUGAUUUCUAACCACGGCAACCCAGAAUUUACUUGUGUAUACAGGUUGCGUGUACAUGGAACAGCGAAGAAUUUUUCCUAAGGCCGUUAGACAGUAAGAAUGUAAAGACUGUUUUUGCCAUUAAUAAAAUCUAAUACCUACUUCAUUUACUUAACUUUAUAGAUGUUACAGUGAAAAUCAAAAAUCAGUGAUUGUGCUUUUACUAA